This is a messenger RNA of Racocetra persica, 294 nucleotides long. Lineage: Eukaryota; Fungi; Glomeromycota; Glomeromycetes; Diversisporales; Gigasporaceae. The record is from the annotation of a GenBank genome assembly.
AUGUCCAAAGCCGACCUAAACAAUUGCACAAUUGCAGAAUUUCCCGCUAAAGGCCAGAUCCUUACUAUCCCUUUUCCAACUCCACGCCUUGCAACAAUAGCGCAAUCAGUCUUAAAUGUUGAUAAGGAACUAAAAAGUGAUCAAGUUAAAAGAAUUAUUAGCACAAAUGAUACUGAUCUUAUCGUGCAGUUUAAUUGUUCAAGUGUAAAGAUGUUACGAGUUUCUGUAAACUCUUUGUUAGAAAUGUUAAUCAUGGUAACUAAAACUAUAGACGCUUUUGACGGAAUGGAAUGA